ACGGCGAGCGGGAGGAAAUGGCGGCGGCGGCGCCAGGCGGCACCGGGAGGCCUGGGCUGUGACGCGCGCGCCGGAGCGGGGUCCGAUGGUUCUCGAAGGCCCGCGGCGCCCCGUGCUGCAGGUUACCUAGGGUGUGAAUUAAUACAGACUUGGAAACUGAAAGAACUUAGAAUCAGCAUUUUGAGAGCAGAAGCUUGGGCAUGCUGUGAUUUUCCAAUAAACUGCUAUCACAAUGUCAAAAUGCAGCUCGGACAACAGCAGCACAGAGAUCUCAAACAUUAAAACGUAAGCUGCGCUAGAGCAAAAUGCAGUGAGAGAAGCACUGGAUGAAUGAAAGCCCUGCUUUGCAGCCCCUCAGCAUGGCGGGCCUGCAGCUCGUGACCCCUGCCUCCUCACCAAUGGGCCCUUUCUUUGGACUGCCAUGGCAACAAGAAGCAAUCCAUGAUAACAUUUAUACGCCAAGAAAAUACCAGGUGGAACUGCUCGAAGCAGCUCUGGAUCAUAACACCAUAGUCUGUUUAAACACUGGCUCAGGGAAGACGUUUAUUGCCGUACUACUCACUAAAGAGCUGUCCUAUCAGAUCAGGGGAGACUUCAACAGAAGCGGAAAAAGGACGGUGUUCUUGGUCAACUCUGCAAACCAGGUUGCUCCACAAGUGUCAGCUGUCAGAACUCAUUCAGAUCUCAAGGUUGGGGAAUACUCAAGCCUGGAAGUAAAUGCAGCUUGGACAAAAGAGAAAUGGAACCAAGAGUUUACUAAGCACCAGGUUCUUGUUAUGACCUGCUAUGUCGCCUUGAAUGUUUUGAAAAAUGGUUACUUAUCGCUGUCGGACAUUAACCUUUUGGUGUUUGAUGAGUGUCAUCUUGCGAUCCUAGACCACCCCUACCGAGAAAUUAUGAAGCUCUGUGAAAACUGUCCAUCGUGUCCUCGUAUCUUGGGACUGACUGCUUCCAUUUUAAAUGGGAAAUGCGACCCCGAGGAAUUGGAAGAAAAGAUUCAGAAGCUGGAGAAAAUCCUCAAGAGUAAUGCUGAGACCGCAACUGACCUGGUGGUCUUGGACAGAUACACUUCUCAACCGUGUGAGAUUGUGGUGGACUGUGGGCCGUUCACGGACCGAAGUGGCCUCUAUGGCAGGCUGCUGCUGGAGCUGGAGGAGGCGCUGAACUUUAUCAACGACUGUAACAUAUCUGUGCGUUCGAAAGAGAGAGAUUCGACUUCAAUUUCUAAGCAGAUACUGUCAGACUGUCGUGCCGUGUUGGUGGUCCUGGGCCCCUGGUGUGCAGAUAAGGUCGCUGGGAUGAUGGUCCGGGAGCUGCAGAAGUACAUCAAACACGAGCAAGAGGAGCUGCACAGGAAAUUCCUAUUGUUUACAGACACCUUCCUAAGGAAAAUCCAUGCACUAUGUGAAGAGCACUUCUCUCCUGCCUCACUUGACCUGAAAUUUGUAACUCCUAAAGUAAUAAAACUGCUCGAAAUCUUGCGCAAGUACAAACCGUAUGAGCGGCAGCAGUUCGAGAGCGUCGAGUGGUAUAAUAACAGGAAUCAGGAUAAUUACGUGUCCUGGAGUGAUUCUGAGGAUGAUGACGAGGACGAAGAGAUCGAAGAAAAAGAGAAGCCGGAGACCAACUUCCCGUCUCCGUUCACCAACAUCUUAUGCGGGAUCAUUUUUGUGGAAAGAAGAUACACAGCAGUUGUCUUAAACAGAUUGAUAAAGGAAGCUGGCAAACAAGAUCCAGAGCUGGCUUACAUCAGCAGCAAUUUUAUAACUGGACAUGGCAUUGGAAAGAAUCAGCCUCGUAACAAACAGAUGGAAGCAGAAUUCAGAAAACAGGAAGAGGUACUUAGGAAAUUUCGAGCACAUGAGACCAACCUGCUUAUUGCGACAAGCAUUGUGGAAGAGGGUGUUGACAUACCAAAAUGCAACUUGGUGGUUCGUUUUGAUUUACCCACAGAGUAUCGAUCCUAUGUUCAAUCUAAGGGACGAGCAAGGGCACCGAUCUCUAAUUACAUAAUGUUAGCAGAUACAGACAAAAUAAAAAGUUUUGAAGAAGACCUUAAAACAUACAAAGCUAUUGAAAAGAUCUUGAGAAACAAGUGUUCCAAGUCCGUUGAUGCGGGUGAGACUGACGUUGAUCCUGUCGUGGAUGAUGACGAUGUGUUCCCGCCAUAUGUGUUGAGGCCCGAUGACGGUGGUCCGCGAGUCACGAUCAACACGGCCAUUGGACACAUCAACAGAUACUGUGCUAGAUUACCAAGUGAUCCGUUUACUCAUCUAGCUCCUAAAUGUAGAACUCGAGAGUUGCCUGAUGGUACAUUUUAUUCAACUCUUUAUCUGCCAAUUAACUCACCUCUUCGAGCCUCCAUUGUUGGUCCGCCAAUGAGCUGUAUACGAUUGGCCGAAAGAGUUGUAGCUCUCAUUUGCUGUGAAAAACUGCACAAAAUUGGUGAACUGGAUGACCAUUUGAUGCCAGUUGGGAAAGAGACGGUUAAAUAUGAAGAAGAGCUCGAUUUACAUGACGAAGAAGAGACCAGCGUUCCAGGAAGACCAGGUUCCACAAAGCGAAGACAGUGCUACCCAAAGGCAAUUCCGGAAUGUUUGAGGGAUAGCUAUCCCAAACCCGAUCAGCCCUGUUACCUGUAUGUGAUAGGAAUGGUUCUGACGACACCCUUACCUGAUGAACUCAACUUCAGAAGGCGGAAGCUCUAUCCCCCUGAGGAUACCACCAGAUGCUUUGGAAUACUGACGGCCAAACCCAUACCUCAGAUCCCGCACUUUCCUGUGUACACGCGCUCCGGAGAGGUCACCAUAUCCAUUGAGUUGAAGAAGUCUGGUUUCACGUUGUCUCUCCAAAUGCUUGAGUUGAUCACAAGACUUCACCAGUAUAUAUUCUCUCAUAUUCUUCGGCUUGAAAAACCUGCACUAGAAUUUAAACCCACAGACGCUGAUUCAGCAUACUGUGUUCUACCUCUUAACGUUGUGAAUGACUCCAGCACUUUGGACAUUGACUUUAAAUUCAUGGAAGAUAUUGAGAAAUCUGAAGCUCGCAUAGGCAUUCCCAGCACAAAGUAUUCAAAAGAAACACCCUUUGUUUUUAAAUUAGAAGAUUACCAGGACGCAGUCAUCAUUCCGAGAUACCGUAAUUUUGAUCAGCCUCAUCGAUUUUAUGUAGCUGAUGUAUACACUGAUCUUACCCCACUGAGUAAAUUUCCUUCCCCUGAGUAUGAAACCUUUGCAGAAUAUUAUAAAACAAAGUAUAACCUUGAUCUGACCAAUCUCAACCAGCCACUGCUGGAUGUGGACCACACAUCUUCGAGACUUAAUCUUUUGACACCUCGCCAUUUGAAUCAGAAGGGGAAAGCCCUUCCUCUAAGCAGUGCUGAGAAGAGAAAAGCCAAGUGGGAAAGUCUGCAGAAUAAACAGAUCCUGGUUCCAGAGCUCUGUGCUAUACAUCCGAUUCCAGCAUCACUGUGGAGAAAAGCAGUCUGUCUCCCUAGCAUACUCUACCGCCUUCACUGCCUUCUGACCGCAGAGGAGCUAAGAGCCCAAACGGCCAGCGAUGCUGGCGUGGGAGUCCGAUCACUUCCCGUGGAUUUUAGAUACCCCAACCUAGACUUCGGGUGGAAGAAAUCUAUCGACAGCAAGUCCUUCAUCUCAAUUGCUAGCUCCUCUUGGGCUGAAAACGAUAAUUACUGUAAGCACAGCACAAUUGUAGUCCCUGAAAAUGCUGCACGUCAAGGUGCUACUAGAACCUCCUCUCUAGAAAAUCACGACCAAAUGUCUGUGAACUGCAGAACGCUCUUCGGUGAGUCACCCGGUAAGCUCCAGAUCGAAGCUUCGACAGAUCUCACGGCGACCAACGGUCUUUCGUACGAUAAAAACCUUGCCAAUGGCAGUUGCGAUUUAGCGAACAGAGACUUUUGCCAAGGAAAUCAGCUGAGUUACUACAAGCAGGAAAUACCUGUACAACCAACUACCUCAUAUCCCAUUCAGAAUUUAUACAGUUACGAGAACCAGCCCAAGCCCAGCGAUGAAUGUACUCUCCUGAGUAACAAAUACCUUGAUGGAAAUGCUAACACAUCUACCUCAGAUGGAAGUCCCGCAGCGGCCACGACGCCCGGUACUAACGAAGCUGUUCCCGCGCCCCGGGACGGGAGGGCUUCUGCGCAGAGCCCUUGUCCCGGCUACUCCUCGAGGACUCUUGGCCCGAACCCUGGACUCAUUCUGCAGGCUUUGACCCUUUCAAAUGCUAGCGAUGGGUUUAACCUGGAGCGGCUUGAAAUGCUUGGUGACUCCUUUCUAAAGCAUGCCAUCACCACGUACCUGUUUUGCACUUACCCCGACGCGCACGAGGGCCGCCUUUCCUAUAUGAGAAGCAAAAAGGUCAGCAACUGUAAUCUGUAUCGGCUUGGAAAAAAGAAGGGACUGCCCAGCCGCAUGGUGGUGUCCAUAUUUGAUCCCCCCGUGAAUUGGCUUCCUCCUGGUUAUGUAGUAAACCAAGACAAAAGUAAUACAGAUAAAUGGGAAAAAGAUGAAAUGAUUAUGCCUCCUAAAUAUGUGCUCUUCACAUCUUCUUUCUGACACGCGCGUCCCGGUUCCUGGGCUCAAAUAUUUCCAGGCCUGAUGCUCUGCGACCCUGUUUUGAUUUUUAUCUCUUCAUUGAGUAUAUUUUUAACUCGUGCAGUAUUUGAGAUGAUUUCAGUGUCUUACAGAAAUUGACCUCCUCUGGAGAAAAGCAUCAGAAUAUUUUAAUGCAAGUUGGGUUAGAAAAAUUAUAUUCGUUCCUGAUUUAGAAAUGAGUGGAACCUUAGAGGAAAAUAUGUAGAUUUUGAGAACUUUAGAGAAAAUAUUGCAUAUCUAUGAAAAACAUUCCAGUGAUAAUUAUUCUGCCUUGUAAGUAGGUUCAUAAUAUAAUCGGUUCUUUAAAAAAAAAUUAGCAUCAAGGUGACAUUGACAAGUCCCUUUGAUUAAAAAAAAUUUUGUUUUAAGUUAGAACAGACAUUUCUUAUUUUCCUUAACAUUUCUGAUGACCUGGCACCGUGACUUUUGGAAUAUAUUAAAGAUCCUGUUCGUAUUUUCACUUAGUAAUUUAUGCUUACUGAAACAGACACAGGAGAGCGUGUGCAUUCCUGCUUCACCCGCCUCGCUCCUCCCCACGUAGGUUUAAGAGAAACCUUUGCAUGCGAGUGCAGAAGGUAAUAACUCAGAAGGUUGACUUGAACUGGAAGCGAAAAGAGUUUUAUGCUGGCAUUUUUCUGAAGAGCCUGAAGUGUUCUUAUUUAGGGAGGUCGGACCCCGCUAUUUCGCAGAUGGAGAAACUGAAACCCAGGGGCAUUAAAGAACUUUGCUUUAUUUGUGAUAAAACCCAGUCUUUGGGGUUGGUGUGUGUAUAUUGCCAAUUUCAGACUAUAGGAGCAUCUUACCGAAGAUAUACGAAGAUUCUAUUUAACGAAACGUUUUUUCACUCUGAUUUUUUCUUUUAAUGGCAGUUUGCCUUUUUUUAGUGCAAGGACCAAACAGUAGUCAAAACAGCUCAUGUUACCUCGAAGAGUACAGGGCUUUUUGCAGGAAGUAGUUCCUAGAGGUCUGCCACUAUAGUUUUUUCUCAUAUUCUUCCGUAAUCUUGAAAACGUUUUAUAAACUUUUUUUAUUAAAAAAAAAAAAAAUUCAGGCAUGUUGUUGUAGAUACAUACACGUCUACAUUGGCUCACUACUCGUCUUUAUUUUCAAACAACUACACUGUUCCUUUUGAGUCCGACUUAAAAUGAAAUAUUUGUAGUAUUUAAAAAAUACUUGACAAGGUUUGAAAACUUUUGUCAGGAGAUCUCUGGAAAGUUGUUGCUAUCAAAAUUGAAGCAAACUCUCCUGCCUUUCGCCCCAAAGGAAAGGAAAGUCUUUUUAUUUUAUUUUUUUUAUUUCUUGCGCAACAGAAAUUUGGCAUCUCCUAGCAUUGCAAAAAAGUUACAUCAUUACUGAAUCCUAGCCCAUUAUUAAGGUUGUCAUUCACAAAUAAGCUUUUGCCAAAGAAAUUGGAAUUAGCAAAGAUCUUCUGACAGAAAUUGGAUUGUUGUGUUUCAUGUUAGUCUAAAUUUUCUUCUGUUUUUGUCAGUUAUGCUAUAAUCUGUUCCUCUGAUUACUGUAGCACGGUGGAGGGGAAAAGCAUAAUUUCCCAAAUUCGUAGCUUAGUUCAGUGAUCACUUUUAGUUUUCAAGCAGAGCAAUCCAGUUUUACAUUAUAGCAAAUGUACUUUGAUUUGCAGUGGAAAGCGGGGACAGAACUUUCCCAUGAACCCCUAUUGCCCAUUUUUAAUAUUCUACAGAUUUUUAAAGCAGUUGAUCUUUUUUCAUGUAUUUAUACUCUUCGUUGCACAGAUAAUGCUUUCUCUGCAUCUGGACUUUGAUUUUAUUAAUUUGAAAAUCUUUUCGAAACAUUUUAAAACUUUGUCAGCAAAAUUGAAGACCUCUGUGAUCGGCAU
Acinonyx jubatus (cheetah) is the source of this 6474-nucleotide messenger RNA. It is a transcript of the gene DICER1, whose product is annotated as dicer 1, ribonuclease III. Gene Ontology annotation, biological process: pre-miRNA processing; siRNA processing; apoptotic DNA fragmentation. The transcript is spliced from 25 exons. The record is from RefSeq and is a predicted model, not a curated record. Gene Ontology annotation, cellular component: cytoplasm; nucleus; RISC complex. Lineage: Eukaryota; Metazoa; Chordata; Mammalia; Carnivora; Felidae. The coding region runs from base 327 to 4580 and encodes 1417 amino acids. Gene Ontology annotation, molecular function: ATP binding; DNA binding; RNA binding.